Messenger RNA from Jaculus jaculus (lesser Egyptian jerboa), 5030 nucleotides. It is a transcript of the gene L1cam, whose product is annotated as L1 cell adhesion molecule. Lineage: Eukaryota; Metazoa; Chordata; Mammalia; Rodentia; Dipodidae. Gene Ontology annotation, biological process: cell-cell adhesion. The transcript is spliced from 28 exons. Gene Ontology annotation, molecular function: protein binding. The coding region runs from base 86 to 3859 and encodes 1257 amino acids. The record is from RefSeq and is a predicted model, not a curated record.
CCGCCAGCCGCCUUCAGCCUCCGGCCUGAGCGUGAGCUGAGCCCGGCCGGUCGUGCUGCGCCGAGCCACCGGCGCUGCCGGGAAGAUGGUCGAGGCGCUGAGGUAUGUGUGGCCUCUCCUGCUCUGCAGCCCGUGCCUGCUCAUCCAGAUCCCGGAGGAAUAUGAAGGACACCAUGUGCUGGAGCCGCCUGUCAUCACAGAACAGUCUUCUGUGCGUCUAGUUGUCUUUCCCACAGAUGACAUCAGCCUCAAAUGUGAGGCCAGAGGCAAACCCCAAGUUGAGUUCCGCUGGACAAAGGACGGCAUCCACUUCAGGCCCAAGGAAGAAGAGGGUGUUGUGGUACAUGAGGCGCCCCACUCUGGCUCUUUCACCAUCGCAGGCAACAAUAGCUUCGCGCAGAGGUUCCAGGGCAUCUAUCGCUGCUUUGCCAGCAAUAAGCUGGGCACUGCCAUGUCCCAUGAGAUCCAGCUCGUAGCCGAGGGUGCCCCCAAGUGGCCGAAGGAGACAGUGAAACCCGUGGAGGUGGAGGAAGGAGAGUCGGUGGUCCUGCCGUGCAAUCCCCCUCCUAGCGCAGCCCCUCUUCGGAUCUACUGGAUGAACAGCAAGAUUUUGCACAUCAAACAGGAUGAGCGGGUGACCAUGGGCCAGAAUGGCAAUCUGUACUUUGCCAACGUGCUCACCACAGACAACCACUCGGACUACAUCUGCAACGCGCACUUCCCAGGCACCCGGACCAUCAUUCAGAAGGAGCCCAUUGACCUCCGGGUCAAGGCCACCAACAGCAUGAUUGACAGGAAACCACGCCUGCUCUUCCCUGCCAACUCCAGCAGUCACCUGGUGGCCCUGCAGGGGCGGACGUUGAUCCUAGAAUGCAUUGCUGAGGGCUUCCCCACACCCACCAUCAAGUGGCUCCACCCCAGUGACCCCAUGCCAGGAGACCGUGUCACCUACCAGAACCACAACAAGACCCUGCAGCUCCUGAAUGUGGGAGAGGAGGAUGAUGGCGAGUAUACUUGCCUGGCAGAGAACUCACUGGGCAGUGCCCGACAUGCCUACUAUGUCACCGUGGAGGCUGCCCCGUACUGGCUCCAGAAGCCUCAGAGCCGUUUGUAUGGACCAGGAGAGACAGCUCGCCUCGACUGCCAAGUCCAGGGCCGCCCUCAACCAGAAGUCACCUGGAGAAUCAACGGGAUGUCAAUGGAGAAUGUGACCAUGGACCAGAAGUACCGGAUUGAGCAAGGCUCUCUGAUCCUAAGCAACUUGCAACCCAGCGACACGAUGGUGACACAGUGUGAGGCCCGCAACCGGCACGGGCUCCUGCUGGCUAAUGCCUACAUCUAUGUUGUCCAGCUGCCAGCCACGAUCCUGACGGGAAACAAUCAGACAUACAUGGCAGUUGAGGGCAGCACUGCCUACCUACUGUGCAAGGCCUUUGGAGCCCCUGUGCCCACUGUCCAGUGGCUGGAUGAAGAAGGGACAACGGUACUUCAGGACGAACGCUUCUUUCCCUAUGCCAAUGGGACCCUGGGCAUCCGAGACCUCCAGGCUAAUGACACUGGACGCUAUUUCUGCCAGGCUGCCAAUGACCAGAACAAUGUGACCAUUGUGGCCAACCUACAGGUUAAAGAAGCUACCCAGAUCACACAGGGGCCCCGGAGCGCGAUCGAGAAGAAAGGCUCACGAGUGACAUUCACGUGCCAGGCUUCCUUCGAUCCUUCUUUGCAGGCCAGCAUCACCUGGCGUGGGGAUGGGCGAGACCUCCAGGAACUUGGGGACAAUGACAAGUACUUCAUAGAGGCUGGGCGCCUGGUCAUCCAGAGUCUGGACUACAGUGACCAGGGCAACUACAGCUGUGUGGCCAGCACUGAGCUGGACGAGGUGGAGAGCAGGGCACAGCUCUUAGUGGUGGGGAGCCCUGGGCCCGUGCGUCAGCUGAAGCUGUCUGAUUACCACCUGCUGAAGCAGAGCCAAGUGCACCUGUCUUGGAACCCUGCCGAAGACCACAACUCUCCCAUUGAGAAGUAUGACAUUGAAUUUGAAGACAAGGAAAUGGCUCCUGAGAAAUGGCACAGCCUGGGCAAGGUGCCAGGGAACCAGACCUCUACCACCCUCAAGCUGUCACCCUACAUCCACUACACCUUCAGAGUCACUGCCAUCAACAAAUACGGCCCUGGGGAGCCCAGCCCAGGCUCUGAGACUGUGGUCACACCGGAGGCGGCCCCAGAGAAGAACCCUGUGGAUGUGAAAGGGGAAGGCAAUGAAACCAACAAUAUGGUCAUCACAUGGAAGCCUCUCCAGUGGAUGGAUUGGAAUGCCCCUCAGGUUCAGUACCGUGUGCAGUGGCGCCCACAGGGCACACAGGGCAUCUGGAAGGAACAGACCGUGAGCGACCCCUUCUUGGUGGUGUCCAACACGUCCACUUUUGUGCCUUAUGAGAUCAAAGUCCAGGCAGUCAACAGCCAGGGCAAGGGCCCGGAGCCCCAGGUCACCAUUGGCUACUCAGGGGAGGACUAUCCUGAGACAAGCCCUGAGUUGGAAGGCAUCAAGAUCCUGAACUCAAGCACCGUGCUGGUCAAGUGGUGGCCUGUGAACUUGGCCCAGGUCAAAGGCCACCUCCGAGGAUACAAUGUGACAUACUGGUGGGAAGGCAGUCAGAGGAAACACAACAAGAGGCAUGUCCAUAAAAACCACGUGGUGGUGCCUGCAAAUGCCACCAGUGCCAUCCUCAGUGGCCUGCGGCCCUACAGCUCUUACCAUCUGGAGGUGCAGGCCUUUAAUGGGCGGGGACUGGGGCCAGCCAGUGAGUUCACCUUCAGCACCCCAGAAGGAGUGCCUGGCCACCCCGAGGCAUUGCACCUGGAAUGCCAGUCAGACACCAGCCUGUUGCUGCACUGGCAGCCCCCACUCAGCCACAACGGCGUACUCACGGGCUACGUGCUUUCCUACCAUCCCUUGGACGCGGGAGGCAAGGAGCAGCUGUCCUUCGACCUUCCAGACCCAGAGCUUCGGACUCACAACCUGACCAACCUCAAUCCGGGUCUACAGUACCGCUUCCAGCUUCAGGCCACCACAAAGGAGGGCCCUGGGGAGGCCAUUGUGCGAGAAGGAGGCACCAUGGCCUUGUCUGGGACCCCGGAUUUUGGCAAUAUCUCAGCCACAGCAGGUGAAAACUACAGUGUCAUCUCCUGGGUUCCCCAGGAGGGCCAGUGCAAUUUCAGGUUCCACAUCUUGUUCAAAGCCCAGCCAGAAGGGAAGGUGAGCCCGGACCUUCAGCCUCAGUACGUCAGCUACAAUCAGAGCUCCUACACACAGUGGGACCUGCAGCCCGACACGCAGUAUGAGAUCCACCUGAUGAAGGAGAAGGUGCUCCUGCGCCAGAUGGCUGUGAGGACCAAUGGCACCGGUGCCGUGAGAAUCUCUUCCUCCAGGAGCUUUGCCUCCGAGGGCUGGUUCAUUGCCUUUGUCAGUGCCGUCAUUGUCUUGUUGCUCAUUCUGCUCAUCCUCUGCUUCAUCAAGCGCAGCAAGGGCGGCAAGUACUCAGUGAAGGACAAGGAGGACACCCAGGUGGACUCUGAGGCCCGGCCCAUGAAAGAUGAGACCUUCGGCGAGUACAGGUCUCUGGAGAGUGACAAUGAGGAGAAAGCCUUUGGUAGCAGCCAGCCAUCUCUCAAUGGUGACAUCAAGCCCCUGGGCAGUGAUGACAGCUUGGCAGAUUACGGGGGCAGUGUGGACGUCCAGUUCAACGAAGAUGGUUCCUUCAUCGGUCAGUACAGCGGCAAGAAAGAGAAGGAGGCAGCAGGAGGCAAUGACAGCUCAGGGGCCACCUCUCCCAUCAACCCUGCGGUCGCUCUGGAGUAGUGAGGGCCAGCCAGGUGAGGCUGGCCGAGCUUGGCCCAAAGGCCAGAGGUGCAGGAGAGCCAGUGGCCGAGACACCCAGCCCAAUGCCUGUGCUGUGCCGCUGACCUUGGGAUCGGGGCCCCUCCCUCUCUCAGCAGCCCGUGGGAGGCUUGAAUGGAGCAGAGGAGAGGAACUACUGCCUCGAGUCCCCCUCUUACUACCCGGUCCCCACUUUAUUGCCAAAAUCCAGCUGCAUCCCUUCCUGGGCACAUGUUGCUUUGUCCCAGCACGGGGCGGUUCACCCACACAUCAGGGACCUUCAGGUGCUGCCUUACCGACCUGUUUGGGCAGAAAGGCUGUGGUUUGGGAGAGAGGACAAAAGAGGUGGCCUCCAAAGUGUCUCUGAGAUGCUGUCCUUCUCGCUCACCUUCUGGAGACAGGCGUGGUGGGGUCUCCUCAGGAUCAGGCUUGGCAUCUCUUCCUCUUCUAGCCACUCCCUGGCUAGCCUGACUGGGGACAGAACUCUGCCCCCGCCAUCUGCUUCCUCUUCUUUUCCAUUUCUGCUCCAAUCAAGACAGGGAUCUGAGCAGGCUGGCAGGGGAGGCCAUCUGGAGAGCCCAGAGUACCUGCCCCCCCCAAUAGCACGCUGAGUCCACACACUCCCGCUGCCACCCCACCUUUCAGGAGCUCCACACACAUGCUGCCUUCGGUACCCACCAGACAACAUCUAAGUGGCCUCUGUCACUGCCGGGGGCAGGCACACCUCCUAUACUGCUCCCCGGCCAGGCUUCUCCCGCUGUCAUCAAACCUUAGGACCCCUUAGCAGCCCUGCCUGAGCCCAGUUCUCGUCUUCAGCCCUGUCCCGUCCCCCAUCUUGGGAAUGUAAAUACACCGUGACUUUGAAAGUUUGUCCCCUUGCCCUUUCCCCAUAUGCCACUAGUGUGUAGGCAGAUGUCUGAGUCUCUAGGUGGUUUCUCGUUUUUAUAGCAGUUAGCUUUGAUGAUCCCAUACCAGGAAAAAUAAAAACCGACAAAAAAGACAAAAAAAGGAAGGAUUGGUUCUCCCGGUACUGUUGUGUGCUUCCCUGUAUGCCUUUGCUUGGUCUGUUGAGCCCGCUCCAAAACACAAAAGUAUAUAUAUAUAUGUACAUAAUAUCAGAACUAUAACAGGCAAAUAAAGACCUGGAAAGGAA